This is a messenger RNA of Electrophorus electricus (electric eel), 3717 nucleotides long. It is a transcript of the gene chrnb2, whose product is annotated as cholinergic receptor, nicotinic, beta 2. NCBI's taxonomy places the organism in Eukaryota, Metazoa, Chordata, Actinopteri, Gymnotiformes, Gymnotidae. Gene Ontology annotation, molecular function: acetylcholine-gated monoatomic cation-selective channel activity; transmembrane signaling receptor activity. Gene Ontology annotation, cellular component: postsynaptic membrane. Gene Ontology annotation, biological process: monoatomic ion transmembrane transport. The record is from RefSeq and is a predicted model, not a curated record.
AGGCGCGUGUCGCGGCGCCCUUCCCCGCCCCUCCUGUCUUCUCUACCGCGAGCUCCUCGCAUCCCUCGCACAGCAGGUCCACCUGGAUUCCCGUGAGACGCUCUUCUCUUCGCGUAAAGACAGACGUCAAAUAGCGCAUAACCGACAGGAAGGAGAAAAUAUCCCGCACUACGCGCGCGUGUGGGCGUCCGCGUGCACCCCGACACGCACUCGCAGAAUCGCUGGACAGUCGCUCGUGCUCGACUGAUGUCCUCCUCUCUGAGCUGCCAUGGCUCGCUGGACGCUGCUAUGCCUGCUCUUCGCCAUUGUGGAAAGUAGCCAAGGAGCUGACACAGAGGAACGAUUGGUGGAGCAUCUCCUAAAUCCCGCCCACUACAACAAACUGAUUCGUCCAGCGACCAAUGGCUCAGAACUGGUGACAGUGCAGCUGAUGGUCUCAUUGGCCCAGCUCAUUAGUGUGCAUGAGAGAGAGCAAAUCAUGACCACUAACGUCUGGCUCACCCAGGAGUGGCAGGACUACCGUCUAACGUGGGUCCCAGAAGAGUUUGAUGGCAUGAAGAAGGUCCGCCUCCCCUCCAAACACAUCUGGCUGCCAGAUGUGGUCCUCUACAACAACGCUGACGGCAUGUACGAGGUGUCUUUCUACUCCAACGCGGUCGUCUCCUACGACGGCAGCGUCUUCUGGCUACCUCCAGCCAUCUACAAGAGCGCGUGUAAGAUCGAGGUGAAGCACUUCCCUUUUGACCAACAGAACUGCACGCUCACCUUCCGCUCAUGGACGUACGAGCGCACCGAGGUAGACCUGGUCCUGCGCGCGGACGUGGCCAGCAUGGACGACUUCACGCCCAGCGGGGAGUGGGACAUAAUUGCGCUGCCGGGCCGACGCAACGAGAACCCGUCGGAGCCGGCCUACGUGGACAUCACCUAUGACUUCAUAAUCCGCCGCAAGCCGCUGUUCUACACCAUCAACCUGAUCAUCCCCUGCGUGUUGAUCACCUCGUUGGCCAUCCUGGUCUUCUACCUGCCGUCCGACUGCGGCGAGAAGAUGACGCUGUGCAUCUCCGUGCUGCUGGCGCUCACUGUCUUCCUCCUCCUCAUCUCCAAGAUCGUCCCCCCCACCUCGCUGGACGUGCCCCUGGUGGGCAAGUACCUGAUGUUCACCAUGGUGCUGGUGACGUUCUCCAUCGUGACGAGCGUGUGCGUGCUCAAUGUGCAUCACCGCUCACCCACCACCCACACCAUGCCGCCGUGGGUGAAGCUCGUGUUUCUUGAGCGCCUGCCCGCGCUGCUGUUUAUGCGCCAGCCGCGCUACAGCGGCGAACGCCAGCGCCUGCGCCGCCGCCGCCGCCGUACCGAGGAGUGUCGCGGCGCGGGGCUCGGCGCCAUGUCCUCCGCCCCGUCCAGCAAGGAGGCCGGCGAGGCGUGCACGUGCUACGUGAACCGCGCCUCUCUCGAGCAGUUCGGAGGGGUGGAGCUGAGCAGCGCUGAGGGAGGCGGAGCUGGAGGGUCCGUGGACGGGCAGAAUGGGCUGAGGGAAAGUGGGUCCGACGCAAGGGAUGGGGGCAGCUCCGCACCAGGCCGGGCCAAGCAGGCAGUGCCGGCACCGGGCCUGACACACACCCUGCUGGGGCACGCCUGCUCCGGCAUCGAGGAGGCUGUGGAUGGCGUUCGCUUCAUAGCCAACCACAUGAAGAGCGAGGAUGACGACCGCAGCGUGAGUGAAGAUUGGAAGUAUGUUGCCAUGGUGAUUGACCGGCUGUUCCUCUGGAUCUUCGUGUUUGUUUGUGUCUUUGGCACUAUAGGAAUGUUCCUCCAGCCUCUCUUUCAGAACUCCUCCAAGACUGUCAUCAACGCACCUGGCUGACCAAUCAGAGCCCUGCAGCCCCUCCAGACACGGCCCGGGACCAAUGGUGGCAGGAGGAUGAAGGGAAGAGGGAGGGCCUACUCAGGGGAGGGGUACUGGGAUGGUUGCAUUUUUGACUCUGGACACGCAGCCAUAAUGUGCUGGGUUUAUAUGAUGAAACAAUAACCAUACAGACAAACAUGGUGUCCUGGAGCAGGCCUCUGUUUCCUCUCCAUGUGCCCUCAGACUGAUGGGCUGCACAACCAUUCAUGAACAGAGGGCACGUUUCUCUCCCAGGCAACCAACAUUAUACUCUCCACAAGUAGACAGCUAGACUGAGCCACCACCACCCACAAGCCCCACCCUCUGACACCAUCCUCGUGACUACUGGUUACCAUAGGUGAGCCAGGCAGAGACGAGGGAGAUUUAACCGCCUGUGCGAAGUAACUUAUCUUCCCUCUGCUGUUUCCUGUAAGUCUUGUUGCUCACGGACCGGAUGCUUAACCUACUAUAGUGUGCUGUCCAUGUAGUAUCUCUGUCAUUGUUCUUGUGUAAUCACGAGUGAGUGGUCAUUUUGGGCUCAUGCAGUAUUGCAUUAUUCUAUUAACAUAACCAGAAUGUGUUAUGACGUUAUACACUAAUUAUUGUACACAGUGAUGAGAAAAUAAACUAGAUUUUGAUGUGGAAAAUGAUGCAGGCAGGGAAUUAUAGGAUAUAUAAGUUAAUACUUUAGAGAAAUGGAGCUGCAAAUCUGUGGGUUGAGCAGACAAUGCUGAGGCAGGUCUUCUCUGUGCUGGGGAGAUUCUGAAAAAGGCUCAUAGUAAUCACGCAGGGAGUAAGGAUCUUAAACUCUGUUCUUCUGAGAAAUUGAGAUGAUAGAAAAUGAAGAGAAGAACUAAGGAGAUCGAACAAAAGAAGUCAGAUAUGCAGAAACAGCUGCUAUGACAAAACACAAGAGGGCAUGACUUUAACCACACGUGCACUCACAUCAAUUAUCAGCUAUGAUACACGUAUCAACUUUUCCCUGUUAUUCUUUAACUUGCAGUGUUCAAGUGUACCGUGUGUUACCAAGUGUUAUGACGGAACGUGUGAGCCCACAUUGUGUGCUGUUCUUCCCGGUUUCCUUGAUUUGGAAUGCUGGGUAAUGACUCAGUCCAUCACUAUAUUUGCACCAACCUUGUCAGAGUUUUCUGUCAUGCUCUCCUUUCAAGGCGCUCUAUCUCCCCCUUUAAUCUGCUCCUUGCCUUUAGACGUCCCCUAGAAAAUGAUCUAAAUAUGGUAGUAUUUUUAUGAACAUCGCCAUAACUGAAUCAUAAUUUGUAUGAGUUCGUAUCACCAUCACUUCCUGCGAACUAUGACCAGGGCUCCUACUAUUUCUUUCACUUCCUUUUUUGGAGCUGAAAACGUGGUUCAUGAUAUUCGGUUCGACAUUAUCUGCUUUUCUAGACUUUCACAAAUCCGGAUCUCUCUUAGAGUUAUUGUUGCUGAAAGAGGAGCCAUGCCUGUGGCACUUCUGUGAGGAUGUGUAGAGAUGAAGCAGAUGACAGAGUCCGCUCCGUUUUACUGCCUUGGCUCAGUCCGCCAUCUUCCGCGGGACAGGGCCAGGCAACCUCAGACUCAGUCACUUUACACUUCACAACUAUUUUCCCAGUCCAGUUCCCAGCUGUUCAAUCCAGAAACAAAAGUAAAACACAAACAAACGACCACGCAAUGACGGAGUGGCAAAAUAAGUCAGUAUUUUACUGUUAACUCGUCUUUACUGGGUCGUUAAUGAGACCGGUGGGUUGAUGGUACACAUGCGCUCUGAUACACGUUUUAAACACACGCUCCUCUUAUUACUCUUCACUUUAAUGCACUAAUAAAGGUUCAGUACU